Molecule: messenger RNA, 2870 nt
Organism: Cucumis sativus (cucumber)
Lineage: Eukaryota; Viridiplantae; Streptophyta; Magnoliopsida; Cucurbitales; Cucurbitaceae
Product: protein kinase PVPK-1
Exons: 4
Coding region: 559-2574 (671 amino acids)
Biological process (GO): protein phosphorylation
Cellular component (GO): cytoplasm; nucleus; plasma membrane
Molecular function (GO): protein serine/threonine kinase activity; ATP binding
Source: RefSeq, a predicted model, not a curated record
AGAAAUUUUCAUGGAGGGAACAUUUUCAGAGAGAUAAAGACUGCCAUUUGUAACUUCGCUUCUCAACUUUGCUUCAUUUUUCUUUUCUUUCCUUUCCUAUUUCCCUCUCUUCUUCUUCUUCUUCUUCUUCUUCUUCAAUCUACGGGAAGAGAAAGAAAAAAUAAAAGUUGCAGAAAAUUUUGUUUGCAAUUAUUAUAUUCUUCCUCUAACCUCAACUCUUUCUUUCUUGUGUUGGAUCGGAUCUGAAAGUGUACUUCACAGACUCGGAAGUUAAACAACAAGAAACUCACAAAGUUGCUUCACUUUUCUUUCUGUGCUUGCAUUUUUGGUUUUGAUAUUGCUUUGAUUGUGAAUCAAGGUUCACUGCUUGAGUUUCGGGUCAGCUAUCAACAGGACAGAUAGAUAUUCAUUUGGCGUUUUUCAACAAAGGCAUUAAUAAGUGGAAGAUUUUGUAAUUAAUGGCUUUGGAAAUUACUAUAAUGGUUAUUAUCAAUUGUUGCAUCCCAUUCAGAACACCCUAAGAUCUGGCCUGAAAGUUUGCUUGAGCCGGAGCUGCUGAUGGAACCACUUGUUGAUGGUAUGAGUUCUUUACUGAAGACUCAGAACCCGGCAUCUACAUCAAGGAAUCUCGUUUCAUCUCGCCAGCCAUCUCCUAAACAAUCUAGGAAUGAAGCAACUUCGUCAACGUCCUAUGCUAUGUCUCAAAAUUGUGCCAAGAAACCUCUUCGCCAUCCAAAUGGGUCUUCUGUAAGUAAUAAAAAACAUCCUACCAAUUUGAACGUGCAGAAUGAAGGUUUAACUGAUGUGACAAAACACACACAUGUUUCCAAUAAGGGGAAAUCCGAGCUCGUAAACCUGACAGAUAGUUCAAAUAAAUCAACUGAAAGUUCUUUUCAGAAGAAGGUUUCUUCGGAGGGAGGUGGAGCAGAACCUCUUGUGAAGCAUAUUAUUGAUGAUUCUAAGGAUUGUUGCUCAAGUGGCUCAGAUGAAUCUGGAAAUCAAGUAUUGAACGCAUCGAAAGGAGCUUCCACACAAAUAAUUGAUCAACGAAAAUCUCAACCAGCUGAAAUAUCUUGUCCAAGUCCUCAGAACAGCUUAUAUUCCACGACUUUAUAUGCAGAGGCCAAGCAAAGUUUCUCAAACACAGAAGUCAGUGAAUGUGCAAGUAGCAUUGAAAAGUCUAGUGAAAGCGUCGAUAUCACAAAUUCUCUUGAUCUUGACAAGAGUAGGAAAACAAGUGUUUACCGAGGGAGCACUGGCAGUGAUAUCAGUGAUGAAAGCAACUCAAGUAGUUUAAGCAAUGCCAUGUAUAAGCCUCAUAAGGCAAACGAUACAAGAUGGGAAGCAAUGCAAGUUGUGAGAUCUCAUGAUGGGAUGUUAGGACUUAACCAUUUCCGAUUGCUACGAAGACUGGGAUGUGGCGAUAUUGGCAGUGUCUAUCUUUCAGAGUUAACUGGUACCAAAACUUACUUUGCCAUGAAGGUUAUGGAUAAGGCUGCUUUGGCAAGUAGGAAGAAGCUUCUGAGGGCUCAGACCGAACGCGAGAUAUUGCAAUCUCUGGAUCAUCCUUUCCUGCCAACUUUGUACACACACUUUGAGACAGAAAAGUUCUCUUGUUUGGUAAUGGAGUUUUGCCCUGGGGGCGACUUGCAUGCUCUUAGGCAGAGACAGCCCGGCAAGUUUUUUCCAGAACAUGCUGCAAGAUUCUAUGUGGCUGAAGUUCUCCUUGCUUUGGAGUAUUUGCACAUGCUUGGGAUAAUCUACAGGGACCUAAAACCUGAAAAUGUGUUAGUGAGAGACGAUGGGCACAUAAUGCUCUCUGAUUUUGACCUGUCUCUUAGAUGCGCAGUCUCCCCGACACUUGUUAAAUCAUCGAACUCAGGUUUAGAAGCUAAAAGCUCAGGGUACUGUGUUCAGCCUGCUUGCAUUGAACCUACUUGCAUAAUGCAGCCAGAUUGUAUCCAGCCUGCAUGUUUUACACCUCGCUUCCUAAGCAGACACAGGAAAGAAAAGAAGUCCAAACCAAAGAGUGAAGUAUAUCAUCAAGUGAGCCCUCUACCGGAGCUCAUUGCCGAGCCCACAAGUGCAAGAUCAAUGUCAUUCGUUGGUACACACGAGUACCUAGCACCUGAAAUCAUAAAAGGUGAAGGCCAUGGAAGUGCCGUGGAUUGGUGGACUUUCGGGAUCUUUCUUUACGAACUUUUGUUCGGUAGAACCCCAUUCAAGGGGGCUGGGAACCGUGCUACUUUGUUUAAUGUGGUUGGUCAGCCAUUGAGAUUUCCUGAGUCUCCUUCUGUGAGCUUUGCAGCAAGAGACUUAAUCCGAGGUUUGCUUGUAAAAGAACCACAGCAUCGUCUCGCAUAUAGGCGUGGUGCUACCGAGAUCAAGCAACAUCCAUUCUUCCAAAGCGUGAAUUGGGCACUUAUCCGCUGUGCCAAUCCUCCUGAAGUGCCAAGAGUAGAUGUCAUUGAUUUCUCUUCAAGAAUGGAGACACCACACACACCGGCAGGCGAAAAGAUGCCGGGAGUCGAUGUGAAGCCUUCAGGUAAUUAUUUAGAGAUCGACUUCUUUUGAAUCUUAUUGUCAGUUUGUCUUUCAACCAAUCUCCCUUCUCAUCUCCUCAUUUGUAUUGUGCUGAAAUUCAAUGCCUUCCUUGUUUUUUCCAUUGCAAUGGGGGUUGCUGAAGUCCUGUUGUGGUUUCAUUUUUUUUCUUCUUCUUUUUUAACUAUCACUCUGUAACUCUACUGUGAUGUCUGGUGAUGCAUAAUAAAACCUGUCUGAGAAAAUAUGAAGAAGAUGCAUCAAAUCAAAUCAAAACUGGGGAAUGGAAUUGUUGGAUUUCCUCUUAUACUGACAUAAUUCUUUCAUUA